AUGCCAAAUAAAUUGUCAAAAUUGCUUACAUCAAAAUCAGUGAAAAAUACCCAUUCUCCAAAAAAAACUACUGCUACUACUUCGUUCUAUUCUGGUGUAUCAGGUGCACAACGUGCUAUACAACAACAACGAUUAUUACGAUCUCGACAUUCCACUCGAAAGAAACAUGAUCUUGAACCUAUAAUCGAAGAUGCACAAGAAAGUUGUGAAGCUCCAGUUCAUUAUCAUCCAUGGGAAUCGGAAUAUCAUAAAAUAGUUACUCGGGAAAAAUAUAUCAAAUCAAUGAUAAAAGAUUCAUAUACACCCACAGUACGAGUAAUUUCUCACGCUGUUGAAGAUGUAACAACUGAAACUGAAUGUUGUCCUGUUUUGGUAGCAGCUGAAGCUGUAAAAAUCGAAACAUUCAAUAUAAAACAAGCACCUAGACGAUCAUCAGUACCAAAUAUCAUCCGUUACUUAAGACGUAUGGAACAAAUGCCGCUUGCACGACCUGCACCAUCUCUAACUCCAGUAAAAAUAUCAUCAUCAUCAUUAUCAGCUCAAGCACAAGAUAAAAAACCAAUCAUUUCAGUGACAAAUACUAGUAACAUAGUUGGUACUGCUCCUAAUUUAAUUACAAAGGAUCGAUCAUUAAAUCGAGCUAAAACACAUAGCGAUGGAUCUGUUAUUCGAAGACCACCAAGAAAAUUAGGUGUAAAUUUUACUCAUGAAAUCAUCAUGCCACUAUCAGUGUAUGGUUGA
Messenger RNA from Rotaria sp. Silwood1, 741 nucleotides. The record is from the annotation of a GenBank genome assembly. NCBI's taxonomy places the organism in Eukaryota, Metazoa, Rotifera, Eurotatoria, Philodinida, Philodinidae.